Molecule: messenger RNA, 5734 nt
Organism: Triticum aestivum (bread wheat)
Lineage: Eukaryota; Viridiplantae; Streptophyta; Magnoliopsida; Poales; Poaceae
Product: disease resistance protein Pik-2
Exons: 4
Coding region: 1940-5719 (1259 amino acids)
Biological process (GO): defense response to other organism
Molecular function (GO): ADP binding
Source: RefSeq, a predicted model, not a curated record
CGUAAGGCCAAGGUGCGCUUCCCUGAAGCACACAGUCAUCGCUCCCAAAUCAUUGCUCCUUUCGUCUGAUCCUCUUCGACGGCAGGCCGGCGGGGUCCGAUGGCAGUCGGAAGGCGUGGUUGGACUGCGGCAGGCGUGGCUACGGGGGAGAUUCCGAUUGCGUCGCCCCUCCGGUGGUACGGUCGGGGCGGCGCGCUCGCGUGCAGACCACCUCUAGCGGGUCGCCCUUCGCCGAGGCGGAGCCCAAGCUACGCCGACGGGUUCUUCGUGAAGGCCGACAUGGCCGCAGUCUACCCCGAGCUCCCCACCCCGGCCGAUGGUGAAAGGUACAACCUAGUUUAGCUCCCCACGCCGACGGGUUCUUCGUGAAGGCCGACUGCCGUUAAUACAGUGUGGAGUUGUCGCAAAUGUAAUUAUAUCUAGCUAAACUAAUCUCCACAUUUCUGCGACCGAAGAUCAAAAUCAGACUCUCAAUGUCAGGGCGUAAAAUUAUACUAAUAGUCAGGUCUUAAAAUCAAAUUAAUCUCUGCCUCUUGCGUUGUCGACAUGGGAUUGGUCAUGUGGACAACUAAUCUCAAAGCCAAUAAGUUGGUGGGCAGCUAGCUUUGGACCGUGGAAGAGGCACCCCAUGUGGACAAGUAAUCUCAAAGUUAAUUUUAAUUAAGCUGGAUGGAUGCAAACCACCUCAAGGCUUAAUUAAGAUGUUUUCUAAUCAUCAGACUUACUCAGUCACUCUUCUUGCAUCUGUAUAUGCUUGCAAUUGUACAUAUGUGAUGCAUACCGGAUAUGCUUGCUAGAAUUAUUUAUAGUAAAUGUUCUUAUUCUUUUAAGCGACUACGGUAAAUGUACUUUGCGACGACAGCAAAAAAGGUAACUAGACUUAGUUUUUUGCUACACGAAAAUAGUGCAGUAGACUAGUACAGAGAAUAAGGGAUUCAGCCUCCUCAUGUCAGUGGCGUCAUAUGUGUUUGCUCUAAUCAAGGAGCGAUACUUGUUUGCUUAAUCAGGGCUGUUCAACAGUCACCAUCAUAUCAAACAUGCAGAGAGCCCAUUCCUCAUAAGUUAGCCUUUUCAUCACGGCCGUCAUGCAAACUUUUUAUUGUUAAUUGGGUGGUUGGAAUGAUUAAUUAGUCUGUACUACUAGCAUGAACCAUGAUUUGUCUGUUUUCUUGUCGUUUAGGCAGAGUGGUUGUGGCAUGUGCUGCCUCACUGUAAUUAAUGGUUACUUGAUGCUUGAGUUAUAUCCAAUUCAAUCAAAUUGCUAGUGCCCCUCCAAGAAAAUAUGUCGACUCCCAGCAUGGCGGCCAAUCUUUUUCCAUCCAAAUUCUAACUUGUGUGUGAAAGUUCUGUCAUUAAGCCAUCCUAGGCUGCUUGGUGAUCUGAAUAACAUCAUUUUCUUUCGUCCUCAAAGUUAGGGCUUAAAAUUGUACUAAUAGUCAGGUUUUAAAAUUAAACAAAUAUCUGCCUCUUGGCGUUGUCGACAUGGGAUUGGCCAUGUGGAAAACUAAUUUCGAAGCCAAAUUAAGUUGGUGGACAGCUAGCUUUGGACAUUACCAUUGUUACCGCUGCGGCGAUGUUUGAGGGUGUAGAACAUUGUCGUUAAAGCCAAUAUUACAUUAAUGAGGCACAGAGGCAGCACUCACUUUGGAUCAACCUUUGAUAUAAAGCCAACAUAGUCCAGUCGUGCCGUCCCAGUUAAAUUAAUCUUAGAGCCAACAUGAGCUGGGAUUGGGCUAAAAUUACUUUGUUAGGACCCCAGCGCACAUGAAGGUGCCUCGAGCCUUGUAAUGAAGAAGAAGAAGAAAAAUGCCAACUUGACAUAAGCCUCGUACCUGGUUUAGAUUCCCUUUACUAAGCCACCCGCCCUUGUCAGCUACUAGCUCAACUCACAUCUGCCAUUACCACCACCACCUCCACAUCACAGCCAGGAAGCAGAGCCAUGGAGGCGACAGGGGUGAGCUUGGGGAAGGCCGCGCUGGGCGGCGCACUGGGCUAUGCCACGUCCAAGGCUGCGGAGGAAAUCGCGCUGCAGCUUGGCGUGGAGCGUGACGUGAACUUCAUCAAGGACGAGCUGCAGAUGAUGCAGUCGUUCCUGAUGAUGGCUGAUGAGGAGCAAAGCCAGAACAAGAUCCUUACGACUUGGGUGAAACAGAUCGGGGUCCUUGCCUACAAAGUGGAGGACAGCCUCAUGGAUUUUGGCCUCCACUCAGAGAAAAAGCAAUUUUGGGGGUGCAUUCCCCGCAACCCAGGUGAUAGGCGCCGUAUCGCCAAGGAGGUGAAGCAGCUGAGGGCUGAGGUGGAGGACGUGAGCAACAGGAACCUGCGCUAUCGCCUCAUCAAGGAGAGCUCAGGCUCCAAGCCUACCGUGGCAGAGGAGCGGGCCAGCAUUGCCACUGCGGCAAUGUUUGGCAUCAAUGAAGCAAGGCCUACCACCUUGGAGCAUCAGAAAACAUCAGAGGUCGAUCUCCACCAGCUGAUUACCAGCAACGAUUUAGACCUUAGGGUGAUCACCAUGUGGGGAACCAGUGGUGAUCUCGGGAAGACAUCCGCCAUCCAGGAUGUUUAUGAUGACCCAAAGGUAAAAAAAAGGUUUGGAUUCUGUGCUUGGAUUAGGUUGAUGCAUCCUUUCAAUCCACAAGAGUUUCUCAGGAGCUUGGUAAGACAAUUUUAUGAAAAUUCCCAUGAUCUGGUUGGAGAGCCCUCUUUCAAUCCACAGAAGUUCCUCCAGAGCUUGGUAAGACAACUAAAUGAAAACCCCCAUGAUGAGGUUGGAAAGCCAGAACAAGAAACAAGUGUUGGGGCCGUUCUGGCAAAGAUGGACAAGAUGGAUCAAAGUGAUUUAGUCCAUGUGUUUAAUGCACAGUUGUGUAGAAAUAGCUACCUGGUUGUCAUAAAUAACAUGUCAGCAAUAGAAGAGUGGCAUUGCAUUAAGAAGUACUUUCCCGACAACAAGAAGCAAAGUAGAAUCAUCAUUUCCACGCAGCAAGUUGAAACUGCAAGCUUGUGCACAGAGAAACCGUACCAAGUUUCAAAGUUUAAGCAGUUGUCAUUUGAUCAAACUAUUUAUUUGUUCCACAAGAAGAAUUCAGAGGAGCAGGUCAACAUGUGCUGUGUUUGUGGGGCAAGUGUUGGCACCAAUGAAGCAAGGCUGGCUGCGGCAGAGAAUGAGAGACUGAAGGCUAUGUGUGCAUCAUGUUCUGCCAAGCCUGUUCCCGACCCAAAUGAAGUUAUUACUGCUAAGAACACAGCAAUGCCCACCGAUGAAAUACAGAAGGAAAACCAAGGACCGAACAGCGCAGGUGAAGACAAAGCUUGCAACUCAGCUGCUAGAAAGAAGUUUGAUCUUAGCAAGACACUGGUACUGGCUGAUGAAGUGCUCUGCGGGCGAGAAACAGAGAAAUCUAUUGUAAUCAAAUCAGUUGUCCAACCAGACAACAAUCAGGGUUGCAAAGUGAUCUCAGUUUGGGGAAUGGGGGGUCUUGGUAAAACCACUCUUGUCCGAAGCAUCUACCGAAGCCGUCAGCUUGGUGGCUGGAAGCGUGCUUGGGCCACUGCAUUGCGUCCUUUUAACCCUGAAGUACUCCUUAGAGAUUUGGCUUUGCAGCUUCAAAAUACUAUCCAAGAAGAUCCUACCGGAUCAACAUCAACUGGAGCACAAAAGAAAACCAUAUCGGUGAUGAAACUUCAAGAUUUGAAUGAGGAGCUAGCUCAGUUACUAAGAGUAAAAAAGUGCCUUGUUGUUAUUGAUGAUAUAUGGUCCAAUUUUGAAUGGGAUUCUGUCAAACAGUGUUUACAUAAUGCUGGAAGGAUCAUAGUCACGACAAGAGAAAAAAGUAUUGCCAAACAUUGUUCAAGAGAAGACAAGAACAUGUACUGUCUUCAAGGUCUGAACAAUGCUGCUGCACUUGACCUCUUCAUGAAAACGGUAUUCAAGAAUAAUAUUGGAAAUAAUAAUUUAUUCCCAGCUAUGAUGGAUCAAGCAAGACUUAUCCUGCAGAAAUGCGACGGACUUCCCCUUGCAAUAUCGACUAUUGGUGGUUUCCUAGCCACUAAGCCAAAAACAGCUAUUGAAUGGAAGAAGAUGAGUGAUGGUAUUAACACUGAAUUGGAGAUAAAUCCUGAGCUUAUGACAAUAAAGAAAAUUCUUAUGAGGAGCUAUGAUGGUUUGCCAUACCAUCUGAAGGCUGCUUUCUUAUACAUGUCCAUAUUUCCAGAAGACUACAGAAUUAGGUGGGGUCGUUUGGUGAGGCGAUGGAUUGCAGAGGGUUACUCAAGGGAUAUGCAUGGCAUGACUGCAACUGAAAUAUGUCGGAGGUACUUCGAUGAGCUCUUGGAUAGGAGUAUGAUCUUAUCAGGAGAAGGGAUAGACCAAUACAGUCAGAAAAUAAAUUCCUGCCAACUUCAUGACAUGAUCCGUGAAAUAUGCAUCUCAAAGGCGAGGCAGGAAAACCUUGUUUUCACACUGGAGGAAGGAUGCUGUUUGAGUGACACACAAGGCGCAAUACGUCAUCUUGUCAUAGGCAGCAACUGGAAAAGAGAUAAAGAUGUGCUGGAGAGCAUCCUAGACUUGUCACAUGUACGGUCGUUGACUGUGUUCGGAGAGUGGAGACCAUUUUUCAUCUCUGAUAAAAUGAGGUUCCUCCGAGUGCUUGACUUAGAAGACACACUGGAGUUAAGAGAUCACCAUCUUUAUCAAAUUGGGCAGCUCCUUCACCUCAAGUACUUUUCUCUUCGAGGAUGUCGGAAGAUUUCAUGCUUGCCUAAUUCUUUGCGGAAUUUGAGGCACCUUGAAACACUGGAUGUUAGAGAUACAUAUAUAGAUGAGUUGCCAACAAUCACAAAUCUUUGGAAGCUACAGCACCUUCGUGGAGAUGGUCUUUUCUUAAGACGACAAGUUUUAGAUGCUUGUUUGAACAUGUUUGAUAUAUCCAAUCUGUACCGCUUCUCUAAGGAGCAUCCAAAAAAUGUUGUCCUUCCUAGAGGAAUUGGUAAAUUGAAGGCCCUUCACACACUGGGUUAUGUCAAUGUUUCUUGUGGCAAUGGAAAGGCCACUCUAAAAGAGUUGGGAGAGCUUACUCAGCUGCGUAAGCUGAAAGUGGCUGGUAUCAGUGGGAGAAACAGUACUGAGUUAUGGGUUGCCAUUGCUGGUCACAAUCAACUUCAGUCUUUGUCAGUUAAAGUAGAGAAGGCGUUUGAACAGGGGAAUCAGAUAGAUGGUUAUUUGGGUGAGGGUCUGUUGCCACCAAGCAACCUCGAGAGCCUCACUCUGUGUGGUGAGCUAGUCAAUGCAACAAAAUGGAUCCAUAAGCUUCAAAAUCUCUCCAAGUUGGUGCUAUGGUGUAGCAAAUUGGAGCAAGAUGAUGCCAUACAAGCCCUAUGGUUUCUACCAAAUCUUGCAGUUCUACGCCUGAUGAUGCAUUCAUUCAUGGGGAAACAGCUCCAUUUCCAGAGUUCAUCUUUCCCGAAUCUCAUAGUGCUACAGCUCGAUGCAUUAGAUGACCUCCGGUCGGUGUUGUUUGAAAAAGACACAAUGCCUAAACUUGAGCUGCUACAAGUUGGUUGGUGCGAAAAGCUGAGUGUAUUCUCCAGGUUGGCAGCCUUGACAAGUCUCAAGGAAAUUCGGUUGGGUAGUCAUCUCGAUGAAAAUUUGAAGGAAUCUGUGCAGAGACAGGUAGAAGAGCGUAUCAAGCACGUCAGGGUGAAUAUUAUUAGCGACUAAACUGUUCAUUUCUAU